ACUGCCAUGGCCCUGCGGCGGCUGCUGCAGCACAACCCCGGCGGUCCCGGCGGGGAGCAGGCUCUGCCCGCGGACAGCAGCAGGGUCCGGCUCUUGGCCAGCACCGUGGGGACCCUGCCCCGGGGGCGCAAACAGCUCGCCUUAACCAGAUCCAGCUCCUCGGGUGACCCCUCCAAGCCACAAAGACACCUCGUUGCUAUACUGAAAGAAGAUAGAGAAACCUUUGGGUUUGAAAUCCAGACCAUCAGGUUUCCACACCAGCAUGAUUUCACCCUGGAGGUGUGCACUUGUGUCUGCAGAAUCCAAGAGGAGAGCCCUGCCCACCUGUCUGGCCUUCAGCCUGGUGACAUCCUCACCAGCAUCAACGGCGUCAGCAUCGAGGGCUUUGGGCACAAGCAAAUCGUGGACUUGAUAAAGUCUUCAGGGAACUAUUUGAGGUUAGAGACUGUCAAUGGGGCUCUGUUCCUCCGGAAAAUGGAGCUGGAGACCAAGCUGCAGGUGCUUAAGCAGGCGCUGCACCAGCGAUGGGGAGAGCUGCGGGCGCUGCUGGCCCGGGAGCGGCUCUUGCUGCACGGGGAGGUGAAUGACAGCGCUGUGCUGGGCUCUCUGGAGCUGGAAGAGCCCUGCAGCUCUCCAGGACCCUUCCUCCCAUCCCAGCCCCGCUUCUCCAGCGAGAGCAGCUCCCGGCUCAGCUCCGUGACGCUGGGCAGCGAGGACAGCUUCUACCCGGGCAGCGCCUCUGAGGACUCGGCUGCAGAGAGCCUGAGCCGCCAGUCCAGCCUGGACGAUGAUUGUGUGUUCCCCCGGGAGCGGGAGGGCUCUGCCGGGAGGAAUUCCCUGCGCAGGAACCGCAGCAUCAGCCUGGCCAGCAGCGGCUCCGCGUCCCYGCUCUGGGACACCAGCAGCUGCUCCAGCAGCUUCGGGACCCUCCCGCGCAAGAGCAGGAGAGCCAGUGUCCGAAAACACCUUCUGAAAUUCAUCCCAGGCUUUCACCGGGCACUGCAAGAGGAGGAAAGUCGGGUCUGAUGUCACACGGUGGCACCGCCGGGGAUCUCAUCUCUCACCGCUGAUGAGAUUCACACCGAGCUGGGGUUUUAAUUAUUUUCAUUUUUAAUCAGAGCACGCUGCGGACCUCUUCAUUAACGUGAAAAAUGAGUGACUCCAAAAUGUGAAGAACCUUUGCAGAACUUCCUCAGCGAACUUURGUGUUAAUAACAGUUUUUAAUUGAA
Messenger RNA from Malurus melanocephalus (red-backed fairy wren), 1230 nucleotides. RefSeq names its product cytohesin 1 interacting protein (gene CYTIP). The transcript is spliced from 8 exons. Gene Ontology annotation, cellular component: cell cortex. The record is from RefSeq and is a predicted model, not a curated record. Gene Ontology annotation, molecular function: protein binding. Gene Ontology annotation, biological process: regulation of cell adhesion. The coding region runs from base 7 to 1026 and encodes 339 amino acids. NCBI's taxonomy places the organism in Eukaryota, Metazoa, Chordata, Aves, Passeriformes, Maluridae.